AUGAGCGGCGACAUCAGCCUGUCCCAGUCGCUGGGCGGCCUGCGCAUCGCCAACCCGGACGAUGACGGUACCCCUUCUCCGCCGCCCGCCCCGGCCCAUGGCGAAGCCUCUCCGCCGCCGGCAGACCCGCUGCUCUCCUCUUCCUCCUCGUCCGCCCACACCGUCACCGCCCCCCCCGACGAGCCCCACGAGCCCUACGAGCCCUCGCACCUCCUCCAGCCCGUCCCGACCGAGUCUUCCACCUCCACCCUCGACUUCAACCCGAGCGCCUUCUCGACCAGUCAGACUUCGCUCGUCCUCCCCAAGAGCGCCACACCCCCCAUCCCCGACGACCGCUCGCAAUCCUCCGCCCGCCUGAACCACCGCCAGUCCAUGCAGAACAUGCCAAUCGCUCAGCAACCACAAUCACAACCCCCGCUCCAGACACAGUACUCCACUUCUGGCCCGCCGAAUCUGUCCCAGCCGCCCCGCACCUAUCCCCCGCCCGGCGCGUCGUCACGGCCCACUUCGACCCUCUACAGCCAUCCCAAUGCCUCCACAAGCUCGGGUGUGUCCAUGCAGGGCUCCUACCGCUACAACGAUGUUGGCUUGAUACAACCUACCGUUCCGGGCCUCAGCAGAAGUAGCUCAAGAGCGGCAGCUGCCGCAAUGCAGGCAGCAGGACUUCCCACGAGAGAACCCAGCAGGUCCUACCGGCAACCGCACCAGCCAAUGGGCGGAAACGGGCCUCUUCCCCCGCGCCGCGCCUCGAGAAGAAGCCCCAUGGGAGCCGGCACGCACGGUGCUGCAUACAGCCCCGAAGCGUCCAUACCGCACAGCAGCGAAGAGUGGAAGGAAAAGGGCGCGGCGGUUGGUGUGCGGCAAGAAAUGGACCCCAACGGAAAGCCCAUCUCGAGAGUGGUCAAGAAGGGUGUGAAGGAUUUCAAUUUCGGGAGAACAUUGGGCGAAGGAUCGUACAGCACGGUACUGGCCGCAACAGAUCGACAGACGCUCCGGGAGUACGCUAUCAAGGUUCUGGACAAACGACAUAUCAUCAAGGAGAAGAAGGUCAAAUAUGUCAAUAUCGAAAAGGACACGCUUAACCGGCUGACUGAACACCCCGGCGUCGUCCGGCUCUACUACACGUUCCAGGAUGAGAGGUCCUUAUACUUUGUGCUGGAUCUGGCCACUGGAGGCGAACUCUUGGGAUUUUUGAAGAAGAUGGGCACGUUCGACGAAGAGUGUGCAAGGUAUUACGGCGCGCAGAUUCUGGAUGCGAUCGACUACAUGCAUUCACGCGACAUCAUACACCGGGAUCUCAAACCUGAGAAUGUUCUCUUGGACGACCAGAUGCACGUCAAGAUAACCGAUUUCGGUACCGCUAAGAUUCUGAACCCAAAGCGUCUACCGAACGUCGAGGCACCCCCUGGAGAUCCUCUUGAUGGGGCGGAGACUGAUCGGGCUGAAUCCUUCGUCGGUACGGCGGAAUAUGUCAGUCCCGAGCUGUUGACUGACAAGAACGCUUGCAAAGCCAGUGAUCUGUGGGCGUUUGGCUGUAUAAUAUAUCAGCUCCUCGCAGGACGACCGCCGUUCAAGGCCGGCAACGAGUACCAAACGUUCCAGAAGAUCGUUAACCUUGAAUACUCGUUUCCAGAUCACUUUCCAGAGGCAGCUCGUGAUCUUGUUGAGAGGCUACUCGUCCUGGACCCCGCCAAGCGACUGCCAAUCGAGCACAUCAAGACCCAUCAAUUCUUUGACGGCAUCCAGUGGGGACGGGGGUUGUGGAAGCAAAAGGCACCUAGACUAAAGCCGUACCAACCUCCACCUCCCGGACCUAUCAAGCUUAACGGGCAUGCCAGCUCCCUACCCCCGCACAUGGCGGUUCUCGGCCCCCCUCGACCAGGCCCCUCUGCAAGCAACCCGCCACCAAGACCUUCUGCCCGUGUCAUCACAGAACUUCCACCUCCGAGCCAGCUUGACAUUGAUUGGUCACCUGUACUAACCCGAAACAAUGAGCGAAUAUUGAAGCUUGGCAACCUCAUGGUCACCUCAGCACCAGCACCACACAGUCCGCAUGGGGAAUCUUCAGAAGCACCGAAGAAAAACUUCUCGCGGUUCUUCGGUGGCAAUACCACUAAGAAGCGCCAGCGGCUCGUCAUGAUCACGUCCGCUGCCAGGCUUAUCCUCGCCGCUGCCGGUGGUGAAGAGAAAAAGGCGAAGAUGGACCUGUCACUUCUGGGUGAAGGUACCGGGUGGAGGAGCUAUAAGGAUUCCAAGGGCAUCACCGCCUGGUGCAUCGACACGAAGGACAAGCAUCUUAUCUUUGAAGAUCCCAAGGCGACCCCCAGUGAUCCCGAAGGCAGCAAGUACACAGCGCAGGAAUGGCUCGAUGCUUUGGAACAAGCGAAAGACUUUGCGAAUUCUCAGAGUAUGGCAAGUUCCUAUUCUGGCGACUCGGCAUUUAACGAACUGAGCUCAACAAUUUCAAGCCCAUCAAGCACUCUAGGUGGCGAUUCUGCGCUUGAUGGAGUAAAUAUUCCGACGUCUAGGCAUCUCCGCAAGGGCGAUCAUGAUGACAGCGGCUCGAUCAAAGGCAGAAAGAGAUUUAGCAAGCGACACUCGAAGAACGGCUUGGCGGCUGUCUUCUGA
Molecule: messenger RNA, 2628 nt
Organism: Diplodia corticola
Lineage: Eukaryota; Fungi; Ascomycota; Dothideomycetes; Botryosphaeriales; Botryosphaeriaceae
Product: serine threonine protein kinase
Exons: 2
Coding region: 1-2628 (875 amino acids)
Biological process (GO): peptidyl-serine phosphorylation; intracellular signal transduction
Molecular function (GO): protein serine/threonine kinase activity; ATP binding
Source: RefSeq, a predicted model, not a curated record